GGAGCGCAGGUGGUCGCUUUAUCCCCUGUCAUGUGUGUUUUAUCUAUAUUUAGGGAAGCGGAUUUUAUUGAAUUUACGUUAAAAUAUAUGAGCAUUUUACGAGCAGAAACCGGAAAUUGUGCUGGAUCGAACACGCGAUAAGUCUCCUAGCAACCGGAAUGUUUUCCCUGGAUACCGUUCUCCUGCUAGCUACAGGAGACGAACUGAGGUUAGAGUUUGUUUUAUCACACCAACAAGCUAAAGUGAUUGUUGCAUUCCUUUGUGCUCAGACUGCGCCACACAUGCAUUCACCUGAUGAAAACCAGCUUUGGUGUCCCAGACAGUCUCUGUGGAGCCUCAUCACUGAACAUGUCUCCGAGGCAGAGCUGCUGAAGAUCCAUGCAGCUUUGGGUCACUCUCUGGUACACAUGUACACAGAAGUGCACUCCGAGGCGGAAAUGUUGCACAGGAUGUGGCAGGACAGCCGGUGUUACGGAAACCAUUUGGAGACCUAUGUUACUGGACUGCAAGGAUUCCCUCUUUCUGACCCGCCUGCUGUGAAAGAGCUGGUGAGAGCUGAGGUCAAGAUGCUACUGGAGACACUAAAAGAAAGAGCCUGUGAGGGUGGAAGACAUGGUGAGGAGCUCCUGCUUCGAUACAAACCUGAGACUCUAAACUAUGUAUUUGGUCCCAAGGAGAUUGGUUACCAAAGAUCCUCCAACCUCAAAAAUGCAGAUAACUUCGACAGCAGGCCUAGCUCUUGUUCAGUCAUGUCCCAGGCCGAAGGUGAGAUUGAAGCGGUUAGAGACAAGCUGAAUGUCACGGAGAUUGACACAGUGAUCACUCGACUCAGAUGUGUCCUCUUGGAGGAAUGGGAAGCAUUGACUAAAAUGGCAAAGCAUUUAAGGGAAAGCAUCAAACUUAAAUUUGUGAAUCAACCUGACUCAAAAAAGCCUGAACCGUCACUUACAGAGCUGAAAGAACUUAGAGCAGCUAUUCAAACAGACUUGGAGCUCCUACCUUCAUCCGUAGGAGCCUCAUCCUCUGCUCCUGUUUGGAGUCCAAAAAGAAGUUUCAGACUUCCAGCUGAACUCAGUUCAGAUACUCAGUUAGCUCCUACUCCUAAAUCAGUCUUCAGACUAGAUUUGCACAAACCCAGGCCACCACGUCAUGAUCCGCCUACCAGGACUUCAUCAGUGAGGACUCUUGGUUUACAUCGACUCGCAUCAGCCUCAAAUAGGUCAAUUAACCCUUCCAGCAGCAACAGGAUGGACAUUGACCAAAAAGGGACUAAGGACCAAGAUCACUUCAGUUUUUCUGCAGAGCCAGACUGUACCGGCCUCCUGUGCAGGACAUUUUCAAGAUGUCACAUAAACUCUAAGAGAAGCGUGGUGCACCUCGAAAAUCAUCCAUCAACACAACACUGUGUUCCCCACCCGAGCACAGAUUUCGAUUGGUCACAGCACGGGGAGAGAAAAAUCAGCCCUCACUGUAGUUCAAGAAAUAUCAAUAUCACCCCCUCGCCUCCUCCUCCUUUGUGUCAGCUCUGUGACCUAGGCAGCAGCAGUCCUGCUGAACAUUCUGUGUCUGCAAAUGGUAAAGUAAAAGCAGAAGACAGGACAAACAGUAGCAGUAAUGGGAGAAGCACAGUGUUAACAAUACUGCAGAAAAAUAAGUUACAAAAGAGAAGUGGGAUAUCCCUCAUAUCUGGAGCUCUCGAUCAAGGUGGCAGCAAGAAGAACAACAGUAGGUUGGAGAUAAAUAAUAUGGCUACCUCAGAAUUAAUACCGGUGAUCAAAGUCAAGACAGCUUCAGCUUGAUAGAUGACUCCUCACAUUAUCCAAAAAAGCUGUGAGACUUGUACUCAACCACAGCCUGCAGAGAUGACCAGAAAAAAAACAUUAAUUCAUCUGAAAAACUACAGCCAAGAAAGCUGGAGGACAUCUAAGUAACGUUUCUAAAUGUGUUUUUUACAACCAGGCUGUCCUGUUCAAGAAUGCCAUGUUGACAUCUUCCACUAACAGAAAAUCUGAGAUUAAAUUAAGAUUAAAACAUCAUAGAGUUGCUAAAAUAUUUGUGAGCAGAAGGACCUAACUUUGGUAAAGUAUGUGUCUAUGUGGCAAAAAACUGUUAUAUGUUAUGCUAAAAUACAAGACAUAUGCUGCCUGGAUUGACUUUAACUAAACUACAGACAAGAGGCUAUCUCAAGUUUUUAUUUGGUAUUUUUAACAAUACAGGUUUAACAAAACCAUUUUCCAGUGUUUGUCUGAAAAUAAUAUUCAAUUCUAUUUAAAAAUACUUUAUUAAUCCCAAAGAGAAAUUAAAUGUUGUAGCUAAUUUUAUGCUGGUUUCUUCAAAGAGCCAUUAUAGAUACUGAUGGCUGUAGGCAGGAAAGAUCUCCUGUAGGAUGCUCAGGGUUCUCCAUAAUGUUCCUUAUUUUGUGAAGAAUCCCUCUUUGUUCCAGAAGAGUCCCCAGAACACAGCCAACCUUCAUUAUUAGCUUGUUGAGCUUUUUUAAGUCUAUUUAGAAAUGUUCGGGCCACCCUAAUAAACACUGUUUAUAGUCCCCAAAAUUAAUGGAUUUAAGUUACCUUUGGUUUUUACCUAGACAUUUAGAUGUUACAGUGUAUUUAUCUGUCUGUUAUGUUUAUUAAAAAAAUAAAAUAAUAAACAUGUUUGACUAA
Messenger RNA from Girardinichthys multiradiatus, 2663 nucleotides. It is a transcript of the gene ccdc24, whose product is annotated as coiled-coil domain containing 24. Bases 159 to 1799 code for a protein of 546 amino acids. The transcript has 9 exons. The record is from RefSeq and is a predicted model, not a curated record. NCBI's taxonomy places the organism in Eukaryota, Metazoa, Chordata, Actinopteri, Cyprinodontiformes, Goodeidae.